UGACAUACGGCAAUCCAUCGCGCGAUGGACCUCACGCUGCUGCUGCCCGCAAGCGGCUUCCUCGCCCCGGCACAUGCUCGCAUUAAGCUCAAAUCUCCUGCGAGCCAUACUUACUGGCAGCUCGGCUGCCGGAGGUCGGUUCAAAAUCCAUAUCGCGCCCCAGCUCCAUGUGCAAUCGAGUCCGAAACGCGAGCAGUUGACUGAAUCCGGAGACAUCCAGGACAAGGGCCGGAGAGACAUCGGACAGGGCGGGGCGUUCGGGAACAAUGAUGCGGACUUCACGGUGCUUGUGGCGUUUGUUUGACAUACCACCAGCUCUCAUACGGCGACGAUAUCACCGAGCCUAGAGGCCCUGCCUAGUACGCGGAGUAGACAUGGACCGUGAAUAGUCAAAGUUGGUAGCUAGUAUGGCACGCACGCCUGCCAGCCUGUGAGUCGCCUUCACAUCGUUUGAGGG
Molecule: messenger RNA, 457 nt
Organism: Fomitopsis serialis
Lineage: Eukaryota; Fungi; Basidiomycota; Agaricomycetes; Polyporales; Fomitopsidaceae
Exons: 3
Coding region: 74-304 (76 amino acids)
Source: RefSeq, a predicted model, not a curated record